CGCCGGUUGCAUGAAGUCUGUGGCAUAAAAAGACGCGCAGAACUUCGAUAAUCUUCCUUCAACAGGCGGGUGACUCGUGUGUCAGUCGCGAUAACGUUGACGUUGGUGUGGGAGGAUAAAGGAAAGACUUGUUUCUUUGUCUUCUGGGGAGGAUUUAAAAAUGCAGUCCGCCAUAAAACAAAACUUCCAUUUGGAGACCGAAGGAGACUUGAACAAACUCAUCAACCUGAAGCUCAAUGCAUCCUACGCACAUCUUUCUCUGGGGAUGUAUUUUGACAGGGAUGAUGUUGCUCUGCCACAAUUCUCCUCUUUUUUCCUGGAGCUUUCUGGGAAAGAGAGACAACAGGCCGAGAAGCUGCUGGAGUAUCAGAACUUGAGAGGAGGUCGAAUUUUGCUUCAGACCAUUGCUAAACCAAGUAGACAGGACUGGACCGGUGGUUUGGAUGCAAUGUCCUUCUCCCUGGACUACCAGAAGUCCCUCAACACAUGCGUGCUUGAUCUGCACCGCAGAGCCAGCACUCACACGGACUCUCAUCUGUGUGACUUCCUGGAGCAGCACUUCCUCGCUGACAGCCAUGACACCAUUAAGAAGCUGGGCGACUACAUCGGCAGCCUGACUCGGAUCAGUGUGUCCGAGACGCACGCCGCUAUGGGAGAAUACCUCUUUGAUAAACACACUCUGUGAAGGUCACUACAGCGCGCACACACACACAAAAAUAAGCUUUCAAAAGAUUCAAUAGUGUCAUUGGAAUAACUGCCUGACACUGUUUUUCUACUCCGUUAAAAAAAAACAAUUUAUCGUCAAAACUUACUACAAACUUUAUUCUUGUACUACGCCACGAGAUGAGUUCCAAGGAAAAUGACAAAAUACCUCAAUUAUUCCAUUAAAACCACACAGAAAAUGGUGCUUUAAUAUUGUCCCAAAAACGGCAAUUCUCAUCUGUCAUGUCACUUUGUCUCAUGCAUUCCACUGUGUCCGAUGUUGUAACCUUCACAAAUGUUGGGUAACAACGCAUGCUAUUUUGAGUCGAAGAGAUUAUUUGGAAUACAAUUUAAAGUUUCAAUAAAGCUUAACUAUGCUGA
Messenger RNA from Gasterosteus aculeatus aculeatus (three-spined stickleback), 1083 nucleotides. RefSeq names its product ferritin, liver middle subunit. The record is from RefSeq and is a predicted model, not a curated record. Lineage: Eukaryota; Metazoa; Chordata; Actinopteri; Perciformes; Gasterosteidae. Gene Ontology annotation, biological process: iron ion transport; intracellular iron ion homeostasis. Gene Ontology annotation, molecular function: ferric iron binding; ferrous iron binding. Gene Ontology annotation, cellular component: cytoplasm.